This is a messenger RNA of Rubroshorea leprosula, 400 nucleotides long. Lineage: Eukaryota; Viridiplantae; Streptophyta; Magnoliopsida; Malvales; Dipterocarpaceae. The record is from the annotation of a GenBank genome assembly.
AAAAAUUCCCGCUUUGUCCAAGGAAUUUUUUAUGGGAGGGAAACCAACAGAUGCAUCACCACAUAAAGGAACUUGUGGAUGAUGAGAUGGGUAAGGAGCAUUCAAGUGAUUAUUUUGAUUCUAAUGUUAAUUUGCUAGAAAUCCCCUUGAGGAAAUUCCAGGAUAAGGUAGAGAAAGCCAUCAACAAGGACAAGAUGACAAGCACUAACAAGGGGAAGUGGCAUAGGUUAGGGAGAAGUCUUCCUAACUCACCUAAUAAGCCUAACUCACCUAAUAAGAAGCAAGACAACAACGGUAAUCGUAAAGGAGGUGUAGAGAAGAUGGAAAAGGCAAGAGUAUCCAAAGUGUUUGUUGAAAAUAGUUGUAUUACCUAGCUAUUCAAUAUAAGGGCAGUAGCUCC